Suillus paluster is the source of this 1515-nucleotide messenger RNA. RefSeq lists its product as uncharacterized. The transcript is spliced from 11 exons. Lineage: Eukaryota; Fungi; Basidiomycota; Agaricomycetes; Boletales; Suillaceae. The coding region runs from base 1 to 1515 and encodes 504 amino acids. The record is from RefSeq and is a predicted model, not a curated record.
AUGACUUUGGAUUCUGAAUGGGUUGUAGUUCACCGCUUAGUGCUGCUGUCUGGAAUUGAACCCCAGAACAUACACUGCUGCAUACAAUCUUGCAUCGCUUAUACGGGACAAUAUGCCGAUAUACCAAACACAGGACAUCCUCGACGCACAUUCAUGUACAUUCCUCUUAUUCCUCGACUUCAAGCUCUCUUUCAUAAUCCCACCAUAAUUGAGCAAAUGGCUUAUCAGCACAACUUUGUACAGAGUGAUAGGCUUAUCAGGGAUGUGUUCGAUGGCGAGUGGUACCACAAACUUCGCUCCCGUCAUCGAAGACACAAAUACUUUCACAAGCCACAUGACAGACGUCGUGGGGGCCCAUCUGCUACUCCCAUCCUUCUACAAAAUUUCAACCUCCCUCUGCAGAUCCGAACUCGCCUAGAGAAUCUCAUCUGCGUCGGAUCUUUCCUUGCUCCCUUCGAUGACGAGUUGCGAACACUUGAUGCAUCCACUCGAAAUCAUUUUGAUCUCCAUGCAUACGUCAUCUUCGAGGACGGUGAUAUUGUUGCUAUUGAAAAGCUAUUAAACAUCAAGGGUCACAAUGCGAUACAAGGAGUACGAAAUAUCACUGGCCACGGCAAACCUCGGCCAUCUCUUGACCCUCGCCAUCUGCCUCUUCGCUCACACCAGAGCUACCUUAAGACACACGACAAAUUACAGUCAGCCACAACAAGAACAGAGAAAGCGGCCAUUGCCAAGCAGACUGGUAUUCGUGGCCCCCCUGCACUACGACGUGUGGAAUCAUUGGACUACUCAAAAUCGUUUCCAUAUGAAUGGAUGCAUCUGUUUCUGGAGAAUGUUGUGCCUACCCUCGUAAAUCUGUGGACUGGUCGUUUUAAAGGCCUUGAUUCUGGUUUCGGGAACUACGAGAUCCCGGAUGACAUUUGGGAAGAAAUUGGAGCUGAGACAGCGGGCGCCGUCAAGGACAUCCCUGCAGCCUUUGUACAGGCCCUUGGAAAUAUUGCUCAUGACCGUUCAAAUUUUACAGCCGAAGCAUGGGGAUUUUGGUUCAUGUACCUGGCCCCAAUCAUACUCAAGGAUCAAUUUGAAGAUGUGAAGUACUAUGACCACAUGUGUGAACUUGCAGGGAUGAUGAAGAAAAUGCUGCAAUUCCAGCUUACUUAUGGGACUAAUCCAAUGGGUCAAAACAUACGAAGAGAUCGAUUGUCAACAUGCACCCUCCCCAUCCAUGGUCUACUUCACGUGGCAAGUGGGAUACGCUUCUGUGGACCAGUAUGGACAAGCUGGACAUUUUACAUGGAGUGCUACUGUGGCUUUCUCCAGGCUCACCUGCAUUCGCGCCGAUUUCCUUGGAGUAAUAUCAGUCGGCGGGUGUUGUAUAUGGCCUAUCUGACCCAAGUGACAGUAAAAUAUGACCUUGGCGAAGACUUUCAUGGUGAACUGCGACGGGGUGAAAGGGUUUUUGAUACAUGUACGUGCUCGUCUAUCUAUCAACUGACAACAUGGCAGACAGUUUAA